AUGUCGGCCGACGACAUCUCUCCCGGAAAAUCGCGCCGACUCUUUGUAACCGACGAAUCUUCGAAAACAAGGUUCCUUAUUGAUACAGAACUUCCUCAACCACGGGCAAAAACAACAUAUGAACUUUUCGCGGCCAACGGAACUGUCAUACCCACUUACGGAACACAAAUUCUAAAUCUAAGUUUAGGUUUGCGCCGUCAGUUCACCUGGAGAUUUGUCAUCGCUGACGCGGAAAAGCCGAUCAUCGGUGCUGACUUCCUGGCACACUAUGGACUCCUAGUGGAUUUGCAGAAACAACGACUCCUGGACCAAGCAACUCAUCUUACCUCCCAGGGCGAGGUGAUUGAGUGCGAGGUUCUCAGCAUCAAAACUGUCACAGGGACAUCACGCUUCCACGAGCUUCUCCAACGUUAUCCGGAGAUAACACGUCCAGAUGGCGCCACCAGGUCAAUCCAGCACUCGACCAAACACCACAUCCUGACAACACCAGGACCACCUGUCGCGCAGAAACCACGACGACUCGCUCCCGACAAACUGAAAAUUGCCAAGGCUGAUUUUUGUACUCUGGUCAAGCUGGGAAUUGCUCAACCUUCCAAGGCUUCCUAG
This is a messenger RNA of Leptopilina boulardi, 606 nucleotides long. RefSeq lists its product as uncharacterized. The coding region runs from base 1 to 606 and encodes 201 amino acids. The record is from RefSeq and is a predicted model, not a curated record. The transcript is spliced from 2 exons. Lineage: Eukaryota; Metazoa; Arthropoda; Insecta; Hymenoptera; Figitidae.